Messenger RNA from Centruroides sculpturatus (bark scorpion), 525 nucleotides. Its product is annotated as dehydrogenase/reductase SDR family member 11-like. Lineage: Eukaryota; Metazoa; Arthropoda; Arachnida; Scorpiones; Buthidae. The record is from RefSeq and is a predicted model, not a curated record. The transcript has 2 exons. Bases 126 to 392 code for a protein of 88 amino acids.
UAAAUUAAAAUAAUAAUUUAUUUUAUUACCUAAAAUCAAAAUGUCUUGAUAAACUCUUCAUUAGUGUACUUGGACGUAAAGUUAUUACAGGCUUUGGAUCAAGUUUUUAUUGUGGAACAAAGCAUAUGGUAAAUGCAUUGGCAGAAGGAUUAAGACAAGAGUUAAGAGAGGAGAAAAGUAAAAUAAGAGUUUGUUGCAUUAGUCCUGCUACAGUGAAAACAGAAUUUAUACCAAGAAUGGUUGAAAAUACAAAGAUUGCUGAAGAGUUUUAUGAAAGCACAGACCCCCUUCAACCUGAAAAUGUUACAGAAGCUAUUCUGAAUGUACUGAAAAUGCCAAAACAUGUUGAUGUUAACGAUAUUAUUAUACAGACCACUAUACCAUCAAUAUAAUUUAAAUAAUUGAUCUCAGAUUACUUCAGUUGGUUCUAAUUGAUAUUAUGGAUGUUAAAUGAUUCAAAGCUAACCAAAUAUUUCUAGUCUGUAACAUUUAAAAUUAAAUGACUCCAAUAGAUUUGUAAAUGAA